AUGGCAAACGACGGACUAAAGCACGUGGUACAUCGCAGAGUGCACCUGGAAAGGUCGCAGCCGGAACACCGUAAAAGGAAAGUGGGCCAGUAUUUAGAGAAGAAAGCAGACUACAAGAAGAGGUCGGAAAGAUACCACGUGAGAGAGAAGCUGAUAAAGGAGCUCUCGGCGAAAACGAGGUUCAGAAACGAAGAUGAGUUCAACUUUAAAAUGAUCCACGGGAAAAUAGGAUCGGAAGGCCAAGUGAUACUGGAGUCGGAAGAGUCUGCAAGGAAGAGGAAACUCACGGAAAAGGGAAAGGUGAGGAGCGAGCUGAAUAAAAUAGACACGAACAUGUUCGUGGUAAACCACAAGCAGAACGUGGUGAACAAGAGGCUGGAGAGAAUGAUAACGAGUAACGUGGGACUGGUGAGCAAGAAGAAGUCGCCAGUGGCGGUCACGGUCUCGGGGGGUGCGAACGGUGGAAGGGCCGCGAAAAGGGAGCACAUACUCUACGAGUCGAGCGACUCGGAAUCUGAACACGCCACCAGUGCUGGUGCUACUGGCACCAGCACUGGUGGAUCUGCUACUUCCAGCCGUACCAGAAGUGGCGGCAACACUGCCAAAGGUGCCCCUGGUGACCAGCAUGAGCACCUGUUUGAGUUGUCGCACAUGUUUAACAGUAAAAAGGACCUAGAUGCGCUCAGGGCUAAGCUGGAGGAUAGGCGCAACCUCACAGUGGCCAAGCACAAGAGGAGGCAGGUGAGAAAGGUGCGGAACAGCCAGGCGCGGAUGCACGAGUAUCCGACGGAAAGGUUAAAGUAG
Messenger RNA from Theileria orientalis strain Shintoku, 804 nucleotides. RefSeq lists its product as uncharacterized. Gene Ontology annotation, biological process: rRNA processing. NCBI's taxonomy places the organism in Eukaryota, Apicomplexa, Aconoidasida, Piroplasmida, Theileriidae. Bases 1 to 804 code for a protein of 267 amino acids. The transcript has a single exon. Gene Ontology annotation, cellular component: nucleolus; small-subunit processome. The record is from RefSeq and is a predicted model, not a curated record.